AUGCUAACUUUUAAAGUCAUUUUACCAGAUCAAUCAUAAGGUUAGUAUCAAAUAUCUAAGACUUCCAUGAUCAAAGAAUUUGUCUAAAUCAUAUAGUUAUAGAAUUCUGAUAAGGAUUGGCACAAAUAUCAAUUAGAGUUAUAUUUAUUUGAUUAAUUACUUAAUGAAUUCGGAUCUGUAGAUAAAAUUAUAUACAAUCCGUCAACUGAUUAUUUAACAUUAAAAGUAAAGAAGGGAGAAAGAAUUAAAAGAUUGUAAACAUUCUUCUAUAGUGCUUUGGAUUUAAUAUAAAAAAAAACUGAAGAAGACAUGAUGGGACUUAAAAGGAUUUUUAGUAAAAGUUCUACAUUUCAUAUAUUACAAAAAUAAAAAAAAUAAAAAAAAGUAUAAUAAUUAUUGUCAUUUUUUGCGAUUGCUACCCUUAAAAUAAUUGAGCUUUCAAAAUAAAAAUCUUUAAAUUUUACUGAAAAAAUUAAAUAAUCAGAAAAAGGAAAUCGUGAAAUUUAUAGUUAAGACGCUAGUAGAAUUUAAUAAGAAGAGGAUCCAUUAAAAAAUAACAAUGAUACUGUAUUAGGAUUAUUGGAUCAUUUACCUUCUAUUUAAAAUUUUUAACAUAAAAAAAAUGAAACUUAACCUAAAUCUCUUAGUCCAGAGGCUAGAAAAUAUUUAGAAAGGAAAAAGAAAGCCAUUUAAAAUUUGAAAGAUCCAAUUUAAUCUGCAAAAGCUAAAUAGUUAGUUGUUGAAUUAAAGAGAUAAAGAAAAGAAAUUGAAGACAGAAAGAAUAAAUAAUUACAUAAUGAAUCUAAUUAAUUGGAAGAAAGUAUUGAGAAAUAUAAGUUGGAAGUAGAAUAAUAAAAAGAGUUUCUUAAUUAAGAGAAGCGAAUGAAGAUUAAAGAAAGAUUAUAAGAAAUGUAGAAACAACAAGAAAUAAAUUAAUAAAGAAAUUAAGAAUAAAAACAUCAUCUUAAUGAAUUAAAAAUUAAAUAUAAAGAGAAAAGGCAGAAAUUAAAAGAGAAAGAUGAAAUUUUAAACAAAUAAUAUUAUGAAGAUGCAAAGGUAAUUUUUUAAUAGAUUAUUAAAGUUAAAAUUAUAACAAAGGAAGAAAUUAGCAAUUCCUAUUAGAUUGGAAGAAAUAAAUAAACAUGAAGAGGAUUACUUAAAUAAGAAGCAAUUAUUAAAAUUAGAAAAGGAUUAGAAAAAAUUAGAAGAAGAAAUUUUUAUUUAAUAAGGAACUAAGUAAAUUUAUAAAGCUAAAUAAAUAUUAUAAAAAGUUAUGGAUUCAGAUUAGAAAUUUAAAAACAAAGAAAUUGUUGAAAAAUAACAAAAAUCUGAAAAAUUAAUGAGAAAAUAAAAAUAUGCAGAAAUAGUGAAAGAGUAUCAUAAACCAAAUAUCAAAGUAUAAACAGAUGUUUAGUUUAGUAGAGCAUUACAAAAUAAAUCUGAUAAUUCACUAUAAGAUGAAUAUGUUGAGUAUUUAAUAUAAUACAUAUAUAUAGCUUUUUGAAAGAAGGUGAUGCAAAAUAUAGUGCAUCAAAAGUAGACUCAAUUCGUAAUAAAUUCUAUAGAUAAACAUAAUAAGAAUCAGGUAUAAUAAAUUAUUAUAAUAGAGAGGAAUGUACAUAAAAUUUAAAACGUUUUAAAUCUAUAAAAGGUAAACAAAACAAAAGUCACAGAAUCAUUGUCGAAAGGCUUGGUACCUAGUUCUUCAGUUUAUUAUUAACCUAAAUCAAUGAAGAUUGAAAUUCAUUAAGAAGAAUAAUAAAAGAAGAAACCAAUAAAUUAUUUAAAAGAAUUAGAAUAAGAAAGAAUUAAUUAAUAAGCAAAGUUGGGAUAAUAAACAAGUAGUAGUGUACCAAAAUUACAACAUGAUUAUCGAUCAAUAAUGGAGAGAGGUAAACGGUAUGAAAAGGAGGCAUAAAGAAAAGAACAUCAAGCAUAUUAUUUAAAUGAUGAGAAAUUAAAAGAAGAGGCAGAUGACUUAUUUUUAAAGAGUGUUUAAGAAAAAAUAAGAUUCUUAGAGAAGAUUUGA
Molecule: messenger RNA, 2029 nt
Organism: Paramecium pentaurelia
Lineage: Eukaryota; Ciliophora; Oligohymenophorea; Peniculida; Parameciidae
Source: the annotation of a GenBank genome assembly